Phycomyces blakesleeanus NRRL 1555(-) is the source of this 1029-nucleotide messenger RNA. RefSeq lists its product as hypothetical. The record is from RefSeq and is a predicted model, not a curated record. The transcript is spliced from 6 exons. Lineage: Eukaryota; Fungi; Mucoromycota; Mucoromycetes; Mucorales; Phycomycetaceae. The coding region runs from base 1 to 1029 and encodes 342 amino acids.
AUGCCUUCCAAUGCCACUAGAAAAUCAGGACGCAAAGGCAAACAGAAUGCCCGAGGAACACUUAGCUGUGUUGCUGCCGGCCGGAUUGAGCAACGUGAGAUUGCUCCAAGAGUAUUGCCACUUGCAGCUGGUCCAAGUGGGGCAAAGGCUCCUGGAAUAACUGUCGAGUCCCUAACGCAGAUUAUGGCAGCCAUCAACAUGAUGUACGAUCGUACUGUCGAAGCCAACACUAGAAUUCGUUUUCUGGUCGAUGCUCACAACCAAGCCAUUGCCCAGCAAACUCUUGUUGCAUCUUCUGUAACUCAAGGAGUAACUGCUGCCAAUGUGUCUACAAAUAGACACACCAAAGGCGAAAUGCGUGCAAUUGUUCUGAAUCUCAUCAAUGGAAGAAUGUGGGUGAGAAACUUCUAUGAGAGGAUUGACCAUCCUGACAAUGUUGAGGUGAUUAAUUACCUCCGACAGUAUAUCGUUGCCCAGCCUCGCACAGCUGGGUUCUGGGAGGAUAUGAUAGUGCAGAAAAUAAAAAACAAUUACAAGACAUGUUUUCGUGCUGUCAACGCAACCCCUGAGCAAGCAUCUUCCAAAAGGCGCAAUAAUUGUAUCAACAGCUGUUGCAUUGAGAUUCACUUGUGUCGUGUUGAUAUCUACAUUAACAAUUGGCUAGCUGUGGUGAUCCAGACACUCGGAUCAAUUGACACUGAGAUGGGAUACAAGCCAGGUAACCCUGAUGAGAUUGCAUACUUGCAUCUCCUCGAGAAGAGUGUGAUGUCUGAUGGUGAAUUGGAAGAUGAGGACGUCACUCCUAUAAUCCGUGUGCAGGUUUUGCAGGUUGCUCAUCCUAGUUGGAGAAGUGCUGAGCUGAAUAGGCUUAUUCAGUUCAUUGAUUUCUUGGCAGCAGAGAAUGACAAGAAGAUUGCAAUACCACAAUCAAAGCAAAGAAUGCUCAGAUACCUAAAAACCAUUGUGGUCCCUCCUGUCCCCGGUCCCCUGACCGCGAUCCUUCCUGUCUGGGCAAUUCAAAACCAAUAA